CUUUCAAUUUCAAAGGCCAAUCCCAUAUACCACAACGGAUCGUAGAACAAGUCUGGUGGUAGAGAGACUAUUGCAAUGCAGGACUCCGCCUCUCUGCCGUCCACGCCAGCGGGUCGAAAGACCACCACUGCCAAUAAGGCCGGGCCCUCUACCCCCAACGCAAAGUCCACACCUGGCACCAAUGCUGCUGCUGGACCUGGAGAUUCAGAUGACGAAGGGGACGAGGAGAUGGUCGAUUUGAAUGCUAUGAAGGCGUUCGCCAAGCAAGUGCAACAAGCACCUUCAACCCCAUUCGCAAAGGCUCCGAGUAGGGUAGUCAUCCCCAAGCGAGGCGAAAAGGACUUUGAACCCUUGAACGAGACGCAGACGAUUCAGGAAAAGAUGCUGAGGGAGAGCAGGCAGGCUUUGUUUGAUGGAUUGAGCGGGGUUCGAGGCACCAGCAGCAAGCAUAUGUCGCAUGCAAUCUGGAUCCCCUCUCAAUCCCCUAACCCACAAGUCAAAGUGAUCAAAGGUCAAGCGUUCUUGACCAUGGGGCAUACUAUUCGACCGUCCGCCGACCAGGUCAAGAAGCAUAUCGAACUCAAGACAGAGUUGAACGCGAAGGGAAAAGGAAAGGAUGUACCGGCGUUGAAGAGCAAUGUGGAGCUGUUGCCAGAAGAGGCGCUUUAUCUGCUCGAGAGAGGCUCUUUGCAGAUCUGGCAACCUGGCGGGGGCGGUGAUGAGGAGCUGAAGAUGGAGUUUGACGAGGAUACGCAAACGUUCCCAGGAUGCACGGAGGUGACGGUCAUGGAGGGCUUCGCAAGAUUCGUCGGGAUGGACGGGUUGAUUAUGGAGCGAUAUCAGGUAUAUGCAGGUCUGAGACGAUUAGGAUACACCGUUCAGCGGGUCCCGCAGUUCUUGCCUCAUCGAUUCCGCAAACAACCGCCUAUUAAUCCCGGUCAGACUGAGAUCGCACCGAUAGUGAGAGCGUCAAUAUCGGGAUCGUUCCUUCAAAGCUUCAUGUCGGCCUGCAGACGAUGGGCGAGUGGGUGUAUGCGUCUGCCAGGAUCAAUAUGGCGGUCAUUUGCCAGGUCUAUAGGUCGAAUAGUAGGCGCCGUCCUGGGCAGAAGAAGAUGGGAAGGUUCGGGUGGAUUAUUGAACGGGGCUGGGGUUUCGAGUUAUGGUGCGCUGUAUGAGAAACUGCGGAUCAUUCCUGCCGGGCAUUCUCAUCCGGUCACUAUAUCACCUUCGAUUGCAAGCACGACCUCAGCGAAUGAGCAAGAAGUGACGGAAGAGACAGACCUUUUCGCCUCCCUUGUCGAGAACCCAUACCUACCUUUCUAUCACGUAUGGAAGCCGAACACGCACUGGACAAUGGCCAAAUGGGACAAAGCGAGCCCGGAAGGAUUAGAGGCUAUUCCGCCCGCAUUCUGGAUCGGCGUGGUCGAUGCUAGAAGCGUGCCUUUCCCGACUUUGCCGCAGAUGACAGAGGUUUUCGAUAUCGUUCCUGAAGUACCUAAGCCCUACCUUCGUCGUCGAGCGCCGCCAGCGGGCACGCCCCUUCCGGAACCCGCUCCUGCCUCAUCAACGACUGCGACCUCUUGGGUUCCCGGGUGGCUCAAGAAGGUCUUUGGCAAGAAUCUCAUAAGCAAGCAAGACGAGACGCCGCAAGUGAACACGUUCCUCUCGCUCAAACAGGGGGACAGGACAAUCAUUGUUGCCGUGGUCGAUGGCGGGAAUGUUGGAUGGACGAGGUUGGGCAGGGGAGGAUUCGAGGAGCAUCUGAUGGUCCCGCAUGGGUGGUAGUUGGCAUGUCGUCGUAAUUCGAGAUGCUUUAUCAGGGCGUGUACGUGUAUGGGGCAUGACCGACAACAUGUUCUUUUAACACCGACUUAUACGACUUGCGAUCAAGCAUGUUGCCUGACCUCUGAUUGAUUUGCAGUACUAGAAUACAAAGAAGAUUGCAAUGACAAUGAGUUUGGAGUAAUAAAACAACGUCGCGAUUUUUUUACAAAAGCGUUGAGAUGUUAUCAUCACUUCUGUCAUCUGUCAACCGCUAUUUCACCAGCUCUAGAACUCACAAGAGUCGGGGGUGAGCUCUGUGCCACUGUUUGAAUAGCUUGGUCGCUCCGCCUGUGUCACCUUCCCUGAUAUAUUAUUGAACCAAUCUUUCUUCAACCUGAGCGUCUACUUCGACCAUCGUUGAA
Messenger RNA from Filobasidium floriforme, 2186 nucleotides. RefSeq lists its product as uncharacterized. Gene Ontology annotation, cellular component: tRNA-intron endonuclease complex. Bases 76 to 1785 code for a protein of 569 amino acids. The transcript has 6 exons. Lineage: Eukaryota; Fungi; Basidiomycota; Tremellomycetes; Filobasidiales; Filobasidiaceae. Gene Ontology annotation, biological process: tRNA-type intron splice site recognition and cleavage. The record is from RefSeq and is a predicted model, not a curated record.